AUGGUGGCAAUUGAAUUCAAAGUGUCCGAAUCUGGAAGGGCGCGACCUGAGAAGAAUCCCAAACUCGGUUUUUUCGUUUACCUACUUGGAUCUGCUGCUAUUAUUGGUGGCUUCUUGUUUGGAUAUGACACAUCGGUGGUGUCGGCUGCAAUGCUCUAUGUACCAGAAGCUCCAGGAUUGAAACCUAUGGGAACAGUUUGGAAAGAAGUAAUUGUUAGUAUUACGCCAGGCAUGGCCGCUGUUGGUGCAUGGUUUUCUGGUGCUGGCUCAGAUCGUUAUGGCCGAAAACCAAUCAUAAUUGGAUCCACCAUCAUUUUCAUUGCUGGAGCAGCAAUUUGUGCAGUGGCAUGGACCAAAAUAGUUAUGCUAAUUGGAAGAAUCUUCUUAGGAGUGGGAAUUGGAUUCGCUUCCAUGGUAGUACCUGUGUAUCUCGGAGAAGCGUCACCAACUCAUGUCAGAGGUGUUCUUGUAUCGGCAUUCGCUAUGAUGAUCAGUUUUGGACAAGUCGUCGCUAACGUGAUGGGAGGAAUCUUCAGUUACUGGGAACCAUACACUAUUGGAUGGCGAUUGAUGUUUGCAUUUGCUGGAAUCCCAGCUCUGAUUCAAUUUGUUUGCUUCAUUUUCUUGCCAGAAACCCCAAGAUGGCUUUAUGAAAAUGGGCAGACUGAAAGAGCCAAGCAAGUUUUGGAAAAAAUCUAUAGUGGAGACGAGGAGUGGAUUGAGUAUGAACUGGCGGAGAUUGAAACAUAUGCUGAGGAAAGAAAGAAACAAAUGGAAGAAGAAAAGAAAUCGGGUCCUGUCAUCUGGCGUAUCCUGAAAACCCCGCAUGUCCUGAAAGCUUGUUUCAUCGGAAGCAUGCUUCAAGCUUUCCAACAAUUGGCUGGUAUCAACACAAUUCUCUACUACACUGCCGAUAUCAUCCGUUCUGCUGGUAUCGAAAACUACCAUACAAUCAUUUGGAUUUCCGUGAUACUCUCCGUCUGUAAUCUGAUUGGCCCUUUCAUUCCAAUGACUCUUAUUGAAAAACUGGGUCGUAGAAAGUUGUUCCUCUUCUCAUGUGCUGGUGUCGUUGUAUCCCUUGUGCUCAUCGGUGUUUCCUUCUUGCUUGUUGGUAACGAUUCCGCACCCAAUUUCGAGAUGUCUUCUUACUCACUGGCUGGGAGCUAUGACCCCACCCACGUAGAAGCGGAAUCCUGUCGCAUACUCUCCAACUGUGAUAGCUGUGUCACCUCCGAACAUUGUGGAUUUUGUGAGGAUUCGGAGACACGCACUGGCUUCUGUCUACCAGUUAAUCACAACGAUCCUACGCUAUACUCAUCGACUGGAUUGUGUACAAAUGGAGUGGAUAAGAGCAACUCCAGUUUUCCAAAUGCAACCUCUUACAUGUGGCAAAAACAUCACUGCACUACUUCCUACACGAUCCUCCCAAUUGUGAUGAUGGGCCUCUACCUUCUCACAUUCUCCUCCGGUUUUACAUCAUUGCCGUGGGUGCUGAACUCAGAAUUCUAUCCAAUGUGGGCCAGAAGUACAUGUGUCUCAAUCUCCACACUGUCCAACUGGGUGUUCAACUUGCUCGUCUCACUCACAUAUUUGUCACUGACACAUGCCAUCACUAAAUAUGGUGCAUUUUGGUUAUACGCUAUAUUCACUAUCAUCGCUUUUAUUUUUAUCUAUUUCCUAGUGCCGGAGACUACUGGAUAUUCUAUUGAUGAGGUUGAAAUGCUGUUCAUGAACAAACGUCAACGCAACAUUGCCAUGCAAAUUCGUCAAGCAAAGCUGGAAAAUGGCAAAGAUAAAGACAAAGAAACCAAUAAUAACUCAUCUAAUUCCCUGUCCACUGAGACUAUAACAAUGUAA
Molecule: messenger RNA, 1857 nt
Organism: Caenorhabditis remanei
Lineage: Eukaryota; Metazoa; Nematoda; Chromadorea; Rhabditida; Rhabditidae
Exons: 5
Coding region: 1-1857 (618 amino acids)
Biological process (GO): transmembrane transport
Cellular component (GO): membrane
Molecular function (GO): myo-inositol:proton symporter activity
Source: RefSeq, a predicted model, not a curated record